Cuscuta epithymum is the source of this 4194-nucleotide messenger RNA. The record is from the annotation of a GenBank genome assembly. Lineage: Eukaryota; Viridiplantae; Streptophyta; Magnoliopsida; Solanales; Convolvulaceae.
GUUGGUUGGAGCCUUAUGUAUUUCGUAUGCCAGAAGUCACUGGUCAGAACCACUGUUUUUCGUAAACUUAGAAACUCUAUAAAAUUCCCCGUAAAUAUGCCAUGCAAACCCCAAACUCCCGUCCUUGUAAAACACCGUAUUCAAUUCCUAGGGUUCCCGCACGAAAAGAAUGGUGGUUUCGAGCGGUGGUCGAGGUUUCCGUGGCGGCGGAGGGGGGCAUUACUCCUCAUCUCGUUCCAAAAGCGAUUCUUUUGUAAGAUAUGCUGCAGCUGGCAAGGGAUUUAGCUUUGGCUCUGGUUUUUCCUCAAACUUGUCACCUGACGAGCUUGAAAGUAAAAUUCGUCGUUGCGCGGGCCUCAUAGAGUAUUAUGAAAGGAAAGAGAGCAGUAGAAAAGAGAGCAUAAGUCGAAAACAUGAGCUGAGUGUGCUCAUCCCGUUUUUCCGUUUCCCGGAGAUUGAACCGUUGGAUCGUCGUGAUUUUUGGACAGCAGCUUCACAGCAUCUGGGCCAACAUUCUGGACGGUGGAGAUCGGGUUUUGAGGUCCGGAGGUCGGAUUUCGUUGGUCUGGACAGUAGCUAAUUUUCUGGUGAUAUUUUUCUUAUCUUGGCUCUAUUUGAUUCCAUACACCUUGAUGUGCUUACUUCCAAGGAUAUGAUGAAUGUGUAUGCCUCUAGUAUUAUCUAGAGAAGACUUUGUACUGCUCCUUUGAUGAUGAUAGUGGAUUUAAGCGGCCAAAAUGGUCCCGUGGUUUUUCCCUAGUUAACGGGUUUUCCACGCUAAAAUUCCGGUGUUUGUGUGUGGUGUGUGCUUACUGUUUUAGCUGAAUAUAUUGGUGUGUCGCAGCAACUUGUGUGUGUUCUAAUUGCAUUAAGAACACCCUAUUUGUUUGCAUCCUCAAAGAUUCAUUCAAGUUGGGGAAAGUUUAGCCAAACGGAGAUUAAUUCCAUUUUAUUAGUUCCGUUUGUGGCUGUUUUUCCCCAUCAAAUUGGUAUCAGAGCCGGGUUCUUCUGUAUUGGGUUAGACUUGUUUGAAUGAUGGAAGCAAACACAAGUAGGAUGAUCAAUUUGAAUGGUUCUAAUUAUCAUGUUUGGAAAGGCAAAAUGGAAGACCUACUUUAUGUGAAGGAUUAUUAUUUGCCUGUGUUUACUACUGAUAAACCUGAGAGUAAAACAGAUGCAGAGUGGAAUAUUUUGCAUAGACAGGUUUGUGGGUAUAUUCGCCAAUGGGUUGAUGAUAAUGUUUUGAACCAUAUUAGCGGGGAAACUCAUGCUCGCAGUUUGUGGAACAAGCUUGAACAGUUGUAUGCUCGAAAGACCGGGAACAAUAAAUUGUUCUUAAUAAAACAGAUGAUGAGCUUGAAAUACCAUGAUGGAACUCCUGUUACUGAUCAUUUGAAUUCUUUUCAGGGAAUCAUAAAUCAACUUGCAGGAAUGGGUAUCAAGUUUGAAGAUGAGAUACAAGGCUUGUGGCUCCUUGGCACUUUACCGGACUCAUGGGAGACUUUUAGGACAUCAUUGUCCAACUCUGCACCAGAUGGUAUUAUCACCAUGGAAUUAGCUAAAGGCAGUGUUUUAAAUGAAGAGAUGAGAAGAAAGUCACAAGGUUCCUCUUCACAUUCUGAUGUCUUAGUUACAGAAAGCAGGGGGAGAAGUCAGAGUAGAGGUCCAGGUAACAAAGGGAAGCAUCGAAGUAAAUCCAAAGGAAAAUUUGCUGAUUUUGAGUGCUAUCAUUGUGGUAGAAAAGGCCACACAAAACGGUUCUGCAGGCAAUUGAAAAAGGAGAAGAAGAAGAGCGAUUAUAACAAUCAAAAGAACCAUAAGAAAGAUGAGGGUGGUAAUGGCAAUGUUGAAGUUAACACUACUACCGAUGAGUUCCUUAUUUGUUCUGAUCUUGAUAUGGUCAACAUUACACAUGAUGAUUCCAGUUGGGUUGUUGAUAGUGGUGCUACGUGUCAUGUAACAUCACAGAGGGAUUUUUAUUCAUCUUACACUCCAGGUAACUUUGGUAAUGUUAGGAUGGGUAAUAAUGGACUAUCAAAGAUUGUAGGCAUCGGAGAUAUUUGUUUGAAGUUUGACACUGGGAUAGAGUUGGUUUUACAUAUUGUAAAACAUGUUCCAGAUAUGAGACUUAAUUUGAUCUCCGCAGGCUUACUUGAUGAUGAUGGUUACAGCAACAACUUUGGUAAUGGAAUAUGGAAACUCACUCGUGGUUCUUUGAUCGUGGCUAGAGGUAAAAGAUGCUCAAAGUUGUACAUGACACAUCCGAAGAUCUUCAAGGAUAGGGUCAAUGCUGUGGUGAAUACUGACAUGACUGAUUUAUGGCAUAAGAGACUUGGUCACAUGAGUGAAAAGGGGAUGUCUCUUUUGUUGAAGAGAAAUGUGUUACCGGGUGUGCAUGAUAUUCAUUUAAAGAAGUGUUCGCACUGUUUGGCAGGUAAACAGAACAGGGUUUCCUUUAAGAGCCAUCCUCCUUCCAGGAAGGAGAGUAUACUUGAUCUGGUGCAUUCUGAUGUUUGUGGUCCUAUGAAGACUAGGACACUUGGUGGUUGCUCCUACUUUGUCACAUUCAUUGAUGAUCACUCCAGAAAGGUUUGGGUUUAUACCUUGAAAUCUAAAGAUCAAGUAUUUGAGGUGUUUAAGCAGUUUCAUGCCUCGGUUGAGAGACAGACUGGAAAGAAGCUCAAGUGUAUUCGGACAGAUAAUGGAGGGGAAUACAUUGGACCCUUUGAUGCUUAUUGUAGAGACCAUGGUAUUCGACAUCAAAAGAGUCCUCCCAAGACACCGCAGUUGAACGGAUUAGCAGAGCGGAUGAACAGAACUUUGAUGGAGCGUGUCAGAUGUUUGUUGUCGCAUGCAGGGCUGCCAAAUUCAUUCUGGGGAGAAGCUUUGAAUACAGCGGUACAUGUUAUUAAUCUAACUCCUUGUGUUCCUUUGUCUUUUGAUGUACCUGACAGGGUUUGGAGUGGCAAAGAUGUUUCUUACCGUCAUUUGAGGGUCUUUGGAUGCAAAGCUUUUGUGCACAUUCCUAAAGAUGAAAGAUCAAAGCUUGAUGUGAAGUCCAAACCAUGUGUUUCUUGGGUUAUGGCCAAGAUGAGUUUGGUUACAGAUUAUAUGAUCCAGUCCACAAGAAACUUAUUCGAAGCCGAGAUGUUGUGUUUGUGGAAGAUCAGACCUUGAAAGAUGUCGAGAAGAAAGAUACAGUUCCUCAACAUAAUGAUGAUGUUACUGAUUUGGAUCCAGUGCCUCCUCAGCAUGUAGAACCACCUCUUGAUAAUGAUGUUCAGAAUGAUGAACAACAUGAUACUGAUGCUCCAGAACAGCCAGAGGUGGAUGAAGAAUUUCAUUCAGAGAUACCAGUACCAGACGUGCCACCAUUUAUCCCACUUAGGCGGUCUACAAGAGAUCGUCAUCCUUCCACCCGUUUUUCACCUAAUGAGUAUGUCUUACUCACUGAUGGGGGAGAGCCUGAGUGUUAUGCAGAGGCCAUGGAAGAUGAGCACAAAAGGGAAUGGGUUGAAGCCAUGCAAGAUGAGAUGAAUUCCUUACAUGAAAAUAAUACAUUUGAGUUGGUGAAGUUGCCUAAAGGCAAGAGAGCUUUGAAGAACAAGUGGGUCUACAAAGUGAAGACUGAAGAGCACACCUCACAACCUAGGUACAAGGCUAGAUUGGUGGUCAAAGGGUUCAGUCAGAGAAAGGGUAUUGAUUUUGAUGAGAUUUUCUCUCCGGUCGUGAAGAUGGGAUCUAUUCGUGUUGUUCUGGGUUUGCUCUAAAACGCCUUCAAAAAGAUUGCGCUGAAUUCAAGUCUGUUUGGGGUGAAUGGUGGUCACGUGAACUGAAGAAAGACUUUUGCGAGAGACAAGCAAGCCAAUUCCAAAGGUUGGUGAAUGGAUUUCCUCCUGGCCAUCCUGCCAAGGAAUUGAAUGACCUUCUCAGAACUACCGGUAUUGUAGAGGAUUACCGUAUACUCCUCAAAGAGAUGUGUGGCAUUGGGACUGAAGCGACUACUUAAGUAAUACUUCGUAGUAUUACACGUGCUUUGCACGGAAAUGCACCAAUUACAUAUAAAAUAAUGUUAUUUUACCAUCUUCCCUCAGUCGUCUGUGUUUUAAGGAGUAUGAACUUAUGUAUAAAGAAUGGUAAUAUUCAUUUAAAGAAAAUAAAGAAUUUGUAUAAUUAGACCAUUUCUUAUAAAUG